UCACAGAUAUUUUAUUUUAUUUUUUGUGAUAUAAUCUAGUACUAUCACUGUUUAUUUUCUCACUCAAAUUGUUCCACCUUUGGCCACUGGGAGCUCUUUCAGUUUGCCUCCUCUACCCUUUGACAUAUCUUCAACCUUUUUUGAGCGCUUUCUUAUUUUCUAACACUGCCAGAUGUUCCAAGCUCAUCUUGUAUUUUUUUUUCUCUGUUUGCAGCCUGGAAUCAAUCACUUCUCUAAAGCAUUUCAUAGGAUGUUGAAAUUUUACAGACUUCUAACUGAAUGCACUCUCUUAAGUAUCAUAAGGUUAUCUUAAAGGUGAUAACCAAUUGCAAGAACAAUUCCUCCGUUAAUAUGUUUUACUGUUCCAAAAGAAAUCAUUUUGCUCAUUACCUUAUGUAUUUCUAUUUUUAAUUUUUAUGGAUUCAUAGAAGCUGUACAUAUUUAUGGACACGUCAUAUUUUGAUACAAAUAUACAAUGUGUAAUGAUUGAAACUGGGUAAUUGGGAUUUUUAUCACCUCAAACAUUUAUUAUUUCUUUUUGUUGUCAACAUUCCAAAUCUUUCACUUUGAAAUGUACAAUAAAUUAUUAACUAUAGUCACCCUAUUGUGCUAUCAAACACCAGAUCUUUUUCUGUCUAUCUAAAUGUAUGUUGUAAUCAUUAACCAGCUACUCUUCAUUUCCCACCCUAGCACACCUUUCCCGGGCUUCAGUAUCUAUUGCUCUACUCUCUACCUUCAUGAACUCCCACAUAUAAGUAAUAACAUGUGAUACUUGCCUUUUUGGGCCUGGCUUAUUUCCCUUUGUUUAAUGCCCCCCAGUUCCAUCUAUGUUGCUGUAAAUGACAGAAUUGUAUUAUUUUUCAUGACCGAAUAAUAUUUCAUUGUGUAUAUGUACCACAUUUUGUUUAUCCAUUCAUCUUGAUAGAUACUUAGGUUGAUUUCAUAUCUUGGCUGUUAUGAAUAGUGCUGCAAUAAAAAUAGUGGCACAGAUAUCUCUUUGAUAUGCUGAUUUCUUUUCUUUUAGAUAUAUACUCUGCAGUGGGGUUGCUGGACUAGAACUGUUCAAUACUUUAAUUUUAAUAUUCACUGCAAUAAUUGAUUAUAUGCUGACUAAAAUUCUGAAUUACUAUGAUUACUUCUUAUGAUGCUCCUUAAGGCAUUUGAAAUCCACUGUUUUCAAAGUUUCUGAGGAAAAAUAUAGAUACGUUUUAUAAAACAGACUACUGCAUAUUGAUCAUUUUUAGGGAAAUCUGUGUUAGGUAUGUUGACUUAAAAAGAAGCAUAAGCAAGUCAUAUAAAAGACAAUAGCAAAGGAUUUGAUCAGAACUGGGAGGUAAGACACUGGGUCUAUAAGGAUUCUAUAUCUUGGCUUGCAGAAGGGAGUGCAUAGAUAAGUAGAUGCUAGAUAUAGUGAAUGGGUUUAAUGUUUCGGACCAGUCAUGACCAAUUGGUGGUGGCUGUUCAUACUGCUCUAUAGAAAGAGAUCCUAUACUGAGUCUGGAUUCAUUGGUAAAGGGCAUUGUUAUCAGUUAGUGAUGUUUCCAGUGAUCACAGCUGGAGGACUGUGUAUAGAAGUUUGAGUAUCUGGCCUGCUUAGUUACCAUUUCUGGUUGAGUUAGCACAAUAAGAGGCUCUAGUAAUUAUCACUGAAAAGGAUGGUGCCUGUCCAUGAUCCAGAAUUCCCAAUGAACUAACUGGUAAAAUCCCAGCUAAUGGAACAAGCAUUGCUUUGAAUAAAAACAAGUGUCCAGAAUCUUCUUGAAAGGCCUAGGAUCUCCACUGUUUCAAUGUACACACGUAUUUAUUUAUUUAGUUAGUUAGUUUUGUUUUUAGUGCUGCUUCACCAUGAACACAACAUUGUUGUGUUCUUUUUGUUUUAAAAUUUCUGGUGGCUGAUGAGACCUUGUUCUACAUGAUCAUUUCCACUUUCUCCUAACUUUGAAGCUACAUUUUUUUUUUUGUGGCAACUGUAAAGGUUACUCCUAACCUCAUUCUCUAAAAACUCUGAUUCUUCUUAGAUAUUUGUAUAUAUCCAGUUUUAAUGAGGUAUUGCUUAAAAAUUAUAGAUAUGGAAUUACUAAUCUGACAAUUAGUUUAACUUCUGAUAAUAGCUCUAGUAAGGUAGUGAGAAACAGAGCUAGCUGGAAAGUAAUGUAACACCCAUAUUGAAUUUUUAACAACUUAAUACAUUUUAGGAAAUGAUCCUUCUGAAAGGCAUUAUGGCUUGCUGAGAAAAGCUGUACACUGGGAACCAAGAGAAGUGGGCUUGAUUCCCAGCUCUGCAUCUGACUCACUCUUUGUCCUUGGGCAAGUCACUUAGCCUCUCUCUGUGUCUAUUUCCUGUCUUGUAAAAUCAGGAGAAUAAUGCAUAAAGCCUCCCACCUUACCAAGAUAUGUUGAGGCUGCAUUCUAUAACCACCAGGGGGAAGAAAGAUUCCUUUCUUUCUGGUGGUUAAGUACCAACUUAUUUUUAUUAGCAUCUAGUUAGAUUAAAUUUUGCAAUAAGAGAAUGGAAUUACAAAUAACUUCAAAGAGUCCUUUAAUCCAUGACUUUACACUGGAAUUUUAUUGCAACACACAUUGCUUUGUGUUAAUACACCCAUUGGCUAGCAAGAGGCUUUGAGAGUCUUGUGUGUACAUACAUAUUCAAUGCCUCAAUCUAUUUGAGUACCUACUAUAGAGUCUUGUACUGAGCACAUCAGAACCAAUUCGAAGAGUAGAAGAUAGAAUCCUGGGGAGAAGAGGCUUAAACACCAGAAACAAUUAGAGAACGCCAUCUAGAAAUAUUUAUUCAAAAAUGUUAUUGUCAAGAUUCUAGUUUAGACAAUGAGGAAAUCAAUGUAGUCUGGAAAAUCACAGAGCAAUGCCAUGCAAUAGAUGGAACAAAUGCCUCUGAUUUUAUGACAUCUUCCAUGAUUCCUCCAGUAAAACUCAUCUUCUUUAUUUCCCUCCCGAAUUUGAUAGCUCAUUUUACAUUUUUCCAAUUUUCUCUAUCUUUUAUGGCUUUUUAAAACAUUUUUUUCCUUUUAACUACUACAUAAUCAUGGAUCACACAUUAUAUUUGGUUGUUCUUUUUCUUAAUUCUCCUUUUAUAAUGAAUUGUAGUCCCUCCCUAUUUUUUACAUGAGUUUGACCUUUUGAAAUGAUUCCGUCACUUAUAGAAUAUUCAAUGUUCUGAAUUUGCUCUGACUUUCUCAUUAUUUUAUCUAUCUUUGUCCUCUAUAACUGAUAUUUUCUGUAAACUAGAUAUUAGAUCUAUCGCCUAGACUAGAGUAAGGUUGAGCAUUUCUGGGCGGAAUGUUUUCUGGGUGGUGUUAGGCAUCUGUAUAUUAAUAACUGUGAUGUAAGUUAUCGGUACAUGUACUAGUAGAAUUCAUAGCAUAGAUGGAAAGGCACCUUGAUGUAAUGCUUUGCAGCUUCUGCUUUGCUACCAUACUCAGUGGCAAUAUGGUGUAUCAUUGUAUAAGAAAAGACUGCACUUAUAUAGCACUGUGACCUCUGAUCAAUUACAUUAUCUCUUCAAGUUUAUAUUUUCUUAUCUAUAAAAUGGGGAUAAUGAUACCUAGUAUACAUUAUUCUUUUGAAGUUUUGAGAUAAUACCUGUUUUUUGCACUCAAUUAAAGGAAGUUUAUUAGUAGCAGUAUUAGUAAUAAUGUUUGUUAUAAUAGUAGUAGUCAGUCAUAUAGUCCUGUGUGAUGAAAAUAUUUAAGACUGGCAUGGAUUCCACAAACAGAACAGCAAUGCUAUUCAUAUCAGAAUCCCCACUGUAACAGAUGGAAUUUACCUGUUUGUUUGCUUGUUUGGUUGUUUAAUAUGCCACCAUGUGGUAUGAUUUAAAUGGAGGAUAUCAUCUUUAAAUCCUUUUCAGGAUGAAUCAGGUUAUAAAAAUCCAAUAAAGAAGUUAAAACAUUAUUCAUGGACAAAAGGCUCUCUCAAGACUCUCAUGUUUCUUUGCCCCAUGAUCAUGUUUUGCUUCCUAUACUUGAAUGCAAGGAGAGAAAUGUAUGCGCAGGAUCCAGGAGCCUACACUUGAGCUGUUCCCAGUAAUUUACAAAACACACAUUAGGGUUGAGGUAAUGAGAUUAAGUUUUAAAGUCAGUCUGCUUGUCCUCAAAUGCAGGCUUUAUCACUUGUUAGCUGUAUAACACUGGCCAUGAUACACAAUCUCCCUGAACCUUUGCGCACCUCUUUGCAAAAAAGCUCAAAGGGAUGUUGUGAGUAUAGAACAGAUUUAUAAAACUCCAACUCAAAGUGACUUCCUAACACACACUAAGCAUUAUUGUAGUUUUAUUAUUACAUACAUACUUUUCUGGAUCUCCAGUUUUGCCCACAGUGGGCAGUUAUUAAUGCUUAGAAAUCAGUGAAGUUUAGAAUAGGAGAGAUCAGGGCUGCUGCAAGGUCUGUGCACUGCACAAAGGAACUACAUAUAAAAACUGAAAGGAGGAGUGACAUCCACAUUGCAUUCUAUUUAUCAAACUAUGUGCCCUAAUCCAGGGUUGCAUUUGUCCAAAGUUGCCUUUUUCUAAUUAGCACAAAAGUGCCAUAUAGACUAUUGCUGCCAUAGAUGGAUAUCUAAGCAGAGGGAAUUGCAGGAACAAAAUUAGUGAAGAAAAAGAGAACCAAUUUACAAUAGGUUGUUCAUCAUGAUACAGUAAAUAUAAGAUGAACUCCUGAAGAGUGAGAUAUGUAGGAGAUGUCCUUUAUAAUCUGGUGAACCCAAGGUGGGCUUUAAAAAUAGUUCCUAAAAGAAAUCAUUAACAAUUGUAUGAAUAUAAUUAAUGAACUCCUUUAUUAUCAAAGGAAAGAUCCUUGUUGCAGAAAAUACUUCAGUAUAGAUUCUCAUAUUUUCUCCUUAGAUUAGUCAUUCAAAAUGUAAUUUAUUUUUUCCUCAGAUAGUUUAAAAUGACAUUUUUGCUACAUUAGAACUGAGGGUUUCUCCCACUACUUAUUAACUUAUUGGUGGCCCCUCAAAUCAUGACUGCUCUCUUGCUGCGUGUCCUGUGAGGAUCCACCGCCAUGUUGAAUCUGAAAAUAUCAAGACUAAAUUACUGGCAAUCUGGAAUACUUUUCUGAUCUUGGUAGUAUUAUUUCAGAUAGCUUUUUUUAAAUUUUAUCAGUUAAAAAUAAAGAUUUUUCUGAUUUUCAUUAUAUCUUUUCACCAUGCAGGGCUUUUACAUUUGCCUUAUAAAUAAACAGGUAUGGAGAAAAGGACCAUCUAUUUUACUUUUUAUGCUCCAUAAGUACCACUUUACUUCUUGAAAAAAGAGGAAUUUUUAUUCCAGGAAGAAUGAUGGGCUUGUAUAACAUCAAGUACAUGUUCAAUGCUUCUAAGUGAUAAAUUUACAUAAAGGAUAGUUUGCUUUCUCAUCAGAGUCUCUACAUUAAAGAUUUUCUGUCGGAAAAUCAGAAUGAAGACUAAAAUCAAGGCUUAGGUUUGUCUCUUUUAAUACUACACAUAUCAUUCUAUACAGCUUUUGAAAACAACCAAACCAAGCAUCACUUUUAAAUGUUGACACUGUACUUUGCUGAUGCUAUUAUUUUCUCUUCAGGUAAGGGGCCUGUGAGGAAUGCUUAAUGCAUGUAUUAUUUUCCUCCUCAUUGGGAAAAACUCCCGUUUAAAUAAAAUAAUCCUGAAAUUUAAAACAACAUGUUUUAUUACUUUUGUCUUUUGAAAACCAAACAUGUUACACUUUUGGUUUCAUGCAAAGCAAUUAAAACCAGUAAUUUUAGACAAAUAUGUACAAUGUUAAUCUUGGCCUUCCUUUAACUAAAGGGGCAUAAUUUAUUAGAGUGUGCUGAUAUUUGAAAAUUCUUUAUUUCUGAUAAAUUCAUAGGUAUUCUCAAAAUUAUUUUUAAUAAUUGGAAGAAUAUCAUUUCUUAAAAUAAGCAUUGCUUACAGUAACAACACAGAACUGCUAUCAGAAGUACCCAAGUUAUGUUAUUUUGUUUUUGCUCUUACAUUUUCUUGGUAAAUUCAAGCCUUGUUCUAAUGUUGUAAAAAUAGGAGAAAAAGAAAUUAAAACAUUUCUAGGGUGUUCAAGUGAGUUAACAUCAUAACCACCAAUUGUCAGCAGGCUUUGGGGAGCCAGCAGGGAGCCAUGUUUACCUGACAUAAUGGAUGUGUGAUCACGGAACUCAUUAAGCUAUAACAAUCUUUGGGAAACCGUUGUUCCCCUCCCAAAGUCCACUCUAAAUGUCCUUUUUCCUAGUCCACUGAGGUCCAUAAUGUUUAUAAGGUCAUCAUGUUCUUUUUGUUGUUGUUAGUCUCUUUAAGUUGAUCUUCACAUGUAACAGAAUUCUGUCAAAUGAAAAUUGAGAUAUUUGUCUCUGAAAAAUACAUUUUCAAGUAAGACACCACUUUAGGCUCACUAGAAAAGUUCUUGGAUAAGCAUAAUUCCUGUGACCAAUGGUCCUGAAAUAAUAAGGCACCCCAGCACUUGAAAUACUCAGUUGUCUUUACCUGACGUCAGUUGGGCAAAAUAUACAAGUGAUCUGACUUUAGUGACCUUGGUGAAUAAAUUCUACAGAGCAAAUUUUAGCUGAAGGCUGGAGACAAAAAUAUAACUAGGUCUCAGGUGUGUGGAGCAAUAUCAGCAGUUGUGUGAUCCUGGUGAAUUUCUUUGCCACGAUCACGUGACUUGUGUCUCCCAGAGCUGGCUGUGUGAUGGGGACCCUGACUGCCCUGAUGAUUCAGACGAGUCUUUAGAUACCUGUCCCGAGGAGGUAGAAAUCAAGUGCCCCUUGAAUCACAUUGCUUGCCUUGGUACCAACAAAUGUGUUCAUUUAUCCCAGCUGUGCAAUGGUGUCUUGGACUGCCCAGAUGGGUAUGACGAAGGAGUACAUUGUCAGGAACUGUUAUCCAAUUGCCAACAGCUGAAUUGUCAGUAUAAAUGUACAAUGGUCAGAAAUAGUACAAGAUGUUACUGUGAGGAUGGAUUCGAAAUAACAGAAGAUGGGAGAAGCUGUAAAGAUCAAGAUGAAUGUGCUGUUUAUGGUACAUGCAGCCAGACCUGCAGAAACACACAUGGAUCCUACACUUGCAGUUGUGUGGAAGGCUACCUAAUGCAGCCAGACAACAGAUCUUGCAAGGCUAAAAUUGAACCUACAGAUAGACCACCUAUACUAUUAAUUGCAAAUUUUGAAACAAUUGAGGUUUUCUAUCUUAAUGGAAGUAAAAUGGCAACUCUAAGCUCAGUCAAUGGAAAUGAAAUUCAUACUCUGGAUUUUAUUUAUAAUGAAGAUAUGAUUUGUUGGAUUGAAUCAAGAGAAUCUUCAAAUCAACUCAAAUGUAUCCAGAUAACAAAAGCAGGAGGAUUAACAGAUGAAUGGACAAUCAAUAUUCUUCAAUCCUUCCACAAUGUGCAACAAAUGGCGAUUGACUGGCUCACUCGAAAUCUCUAUUUUGUGGACCAUGUCGGUGACCGGAUCUUUGUUUGUAAUUCCAACGGUUCUGUAUGUGUCACCCUGAUUGAUCUGGAGCUUCACAAUCCUAAAGCAAUAGCAGUAGAUCCAAUAGCAGGAAAACUUUUCUUUACUGACUACGGGAAUGUCGCCAAAGUGGAGAGAUGUGACAUGGAUGGGAUGAACCGAACAAGGAUAAUUGAUUCAAAGACAGAGCAGCCAGCUGCACUGGCACUAGACCUAGUCAACAAAUUGGUUUACUGGGUAGAUCUUUACUUGGACUAUGUGGGAGUAGUGGACUAUCAAGGAAAAAAUAGACACACUGUCAUUCAAGGCAGACAAGUUAGACAUCUUUAUGGUAUAACUGUGUUUGAAGAUUAUUUGUAUGCAACCAAUUCUGAUAACUACAAUAUCGUAAGGAUAAACCGAUUUAAUGGGACUGAUAUUCACUCAUUAAUUAAAAUUGAGAAUGCUUGGGGAAUCCGAAUUUAUCAAAAAAGAACUCAACCAACAGUCAGAAGCCAUGCAUGUGAAGUCGAUCCAUAUGGAAUGCCAGGGGGCUGUUCACACAUCUGUCUACUCAGCAGCAGUUACAAAACUCGGACUUGUCGCUGCAGGACUGGCUUCAACUUGGGAAGUGAUGGCAGGUCAUGCAAAAGACCAAAGAAUGAGUUGUUCCUCUUUUAUGGGAAAGGACGCCCAGGAAUUGUUAGAGGAAUGGACUUGAAUACCAAGAUAGCUGAUGAAUACAUGAUCCCCAUAGAAAAUCUGGUAAACCCUCGUGCUUUAGACUUUCACGCAGAAACCAAUUACAUCUACUUUGCUGACACCACCAGUUUCCUAAUUGGCCGGCAGAAGAUAGAUGGCACAGAGAGAGAAACCAUCCUGAAAGAUGAUCUGGAUAAUGUAGAGGGCAUUGCUGUGGACUGGAUUGGAAAUAAUCUUUACUGGACCAAUGAUGGCCAUAGGAAAACCAUUAAUGUGGCCAGGCUGGAAAAAGCUUCUCAGAGUCGGAAGACUCUUUUAGAGGGUGAAAUGUCUCAUCCCAGAGGAAUUGUGGUGGAUCCAGUUAAUGGUUGGAUGUAUUGGACAGACUGGGAGGAAGAUGAAAUAGAUGACAGCGUGGGAAGGAUUGAGAAGGCCUGGAUGGAUGGAUUCAAUCGGCAGAUUUUUGUGACUUCAAAGAUGCUGUGGCCAAACGGUUUAACUCUGGACUUUCACACCAACACAUUAUACUGGUGUGAUGCCUAUUACGAUCAUAUUGAAAAAGUAUUUUUGAAUGGGACUCACAGGAAGAUUGUUUACAGUGGGAGAGAGUUGAACCACCCUUUCGGACUGUCGCAUCAUGGAAAUUAUGUGUUCUGGACUGAUUAUAUGAAUGGUUCCAUUUUUCAACUAGAUUUGAUAACAAGUGAGGUGACAUUGCUGAGGCAUGAAAGACCACCCCUAUUUGGGCUUCAGAUUUAUGAUCCACGAAAGCAACAAGGUGACAAUAUGUGCCGAGUAAAUAAUGGGGGCUGUAGUACACUUUGCUUGGCUAUCCCAGGAGGCCGGGUGUGUGCUUGUGCCGAUAAUCAACUUUUGGAUGAAAAUGGGACAACUUGCACAUUUAAUCCUGGAGAAGCACUACCUCACAUAUGUAAAGCUGGAGAGUUUCGCUGCAAAAACAGACACUGUAUCCAAGCUCGGUGGAAAUGUGAUGGCGACGAUGACUGCCUAGACGGAAGCGAUGAGGAUUCAGUAAACUGCUUCAAUCAUAGCUGUCCUGAUGAUCAGUUUAAAUGCCAGAAUAAUCGCUGCAUCCCCAAGAGAUGGCUUUGUGAUGGAGCUAAUGACUGUGGGAGCAAUGAAGAUGAAUCCAAUCAAACUUGCACAGCCAGAACAUGCCAGGUAGACCAGUUUUCUUGCGGAAAUGGGCGUUGCAUUCCCAGAGCAUGGCUGUGUGACAGGGAAGACGACUGUGGUGACCAGACAGAUGAAAUGGCAUCUUGUGAAUUCCCAACUUGUGAGCCACUAACCCAAUUCGUAUGCAAAAGUGGAAGAUGCAUUAGCAGCAAAUGGCACUGCGACUCUGAUGACGACUGUGGGGACGGGAGUGAUGAGGUGGGCUGUGUUCACUCUUGCUUUGAUAAUCAGUUCAGAUGUUCCAGUGGCAGAUGCAUCCCAGGCCACUGGGCCUGUGAUGGUGACAAUGACUGUGGGGACUUCAGUGAUGAAGCCCAGAUCAAUUGUACUAAAGAAGAGAUUCAUUCUCCUGCUGGUUGUAACGGAAAUGAAUUUCAGUGCCACCCUGAUGGUAAUUGCGUUCCUGAUUUGUGGCGCUGUGAUGGAGAAAAAGACUGUGAAGAUGGUAGUGAUGAAAAAGGUUGCAAUGGUACCAUACGAUUGUGUGACCACAAAACCAAGUUUUCCUGUUGGAGUACAGGGAGAUGCAUCAACAAAGCAUGGGUGUGUGAUGGAGAUAUUGAUUGCGAAGAUCAGUCAGAUGAAGAUGACUGUGACAGUUUCUUGUGUGGACCACCCAAGCAUCCUUGUGCUAAUGACACCUCAGUCUGCCUGCAGCCAGAGAAACUCUGCAAUGGGAAAAAGGAUUGUCCUGAUGGCUCUGAUGAAGGCUAUCUCUGUGAUGAGUGUUCGCUGAACAAUGGAGGCUGUAGCAACCACUGUUCUGUUGUUCCUGGAAGAGGAAUUGUCUGUUCCUGCCCUGAAGGACUUCAACUCAACAAAGACAAUAAAACAUGUGAAAUUGUGGAUUAUUGUAGCAAUCAUCUAAAGUGCAGCCAAGUAUGUGAGCAGCACAAGCACACAGUCAAGUGCUCAUGUUAUGAAGGUUGGAAGCUGGAUGUAGACGGUGAAAGUUGUACAAGUGUUGAUCCUUUUGAAGCAUUCAUCAUCUUUUCUAUUCGUCAUGAGAUCAGAAGGAUUGAUCUUCACAAAAGAGACUAUAGUCUACUUGUUCCUGGAUUGAGAAACACAAUAGCACUUGAUUUUCACUUCAAUCAAAGUUUACUUUAUUGGACAGAUGUUGUAGAAGACAGAAUAUACCGGGGAAAGCUUUCUGAAAGUGGAGGUGUCAGUGCCAUUGAAGUGGUUGUGGAGCAUGGCCUGGCUACUCCAGAAGGCCUGACAGUCGACUGGAUAGCAGGAAACAUAUACUGGAUAGACAGCAAUCUGGACCAAAUCGAAGUGGCCAAACUAGAUGGCUCCCUAAGAACUACACUAAUAGCAGGAGCCAUGGAACACCCCAGGGCCAUUGCUUUGGACCCAAGAUAUGGAAUUCUUUUCUGGACAGACUGGGAUGCAAAUUUUCCUCGCAUUGAAUCUGCCUCUAUGAGUGGUGCUGGGAGAAAAACCAUCUAUAAAGACAUGAAAACUGGGGCUUGGCCUAAUGGACUAACUGUGGACCACUUUGAGAAAAGGAUAGUGUGGACAGACGCCAGGUCAGAUGCUAUUUAUUCAGCCCUCUAUGAUGGAACAAACAUGAUAGAAAUCAUCCGAGGUCAUGAAUACCUUUCCCAUCCCUUUGCUGUGUCUCUAUAUGGGAGUGAAGUCUACUGGACAGACUGGAGGACCAACACAUUGUCCAAAGCCAAUAAGUGGACAGGGCAGAAUGUCAGUGUGAUUCAGAAAACCAGUGCACAGCCAUUUGACCUUCAGAUAUACCAUCCCAGUCGCCAGCCACAGGCUCCCAAUCCUUGUGCAGCUAAUGAUGGCAAAGGCCCCUGCUCUCACAUGUGUCUAAUCAAUCACAAUAGGAGUGCUGCCUGUGCGUGCCCCCACUUGAUGAAGCUUUCUUCAGACAAGAAGACCUGCUAUGAAAUGAAAAAAUUUCUUCUUUAUGCAAGACGUUCUGAAAUCAGAGGAGUGGAUAUUGACAAUCCAUACUUUAACUUCAUCACGGCAUUUACAGUCCCUGAUAUUGAUGACGUUACUGUGAUAGACUUCGAUGCAUCUGAGGAACGUUUAUACUGGACAGAUAUUAAAACACAAACCAUUAAACGAGCUUUUAUUAACGGAACUGGGUUAGAAACUGUUAUUUCAAGAGAUAUUCAGAGUAUCAGAGGGCUAGCAGUGGAUUGGGUGUCACGUAAUUUAUACUGGAUUAGCUCAGAAUUUGAUGAAACGCAAAUUAAUGUGGCAAGGCUAGAUGGCUCUUUGAAAACCUCAAUUAUCCAUGGAAUCGAUAAGCCACAGUGUCUUGCAGCUCACCCAGUCAGGGGAAAACUCUACUGGACCGAUGGAAACACAAUUAACAUGGCAAAUAUGGAUGGCAGUAAUAGCAAGAUUCUGUUUCAGAAUCAGAAGGAGCCAGUUGGUCUAUCGAUAGACUAUGUGGAAAACAAGCUUUAUUGGAUCAGUUCAGGGAAUGGAACCAUAAAUAGAUGCAACCUGGAUGGUGGUAAUUUAGAAGUAAUCGAGUCAAUGAAAGAAGAAUUAACAAAAGCUACAGCCCUAACCAUCAUGGAUAAGAAACUGUGGUGGGCAGACCAAAACUUAGCCCAGCUAGGAACCUGCAGCAAAAGAGACGGAAGAAACCCCACCAUCCUACGGAAUAAGACUUCUGGGGUAGUUCAUAUGAAAGUCUAUGAUAAAGAAGCACAGCAAGGCAGCAAUUCCUGCCAACUAAACAAUGGUGGAUGCUCUCAACUUUGUUUACCAACAUCUGAAACUACAAGGACUUGUAUGUGUACAGUGGGAUAUUAUCUCCAAAAGAACCGUAUGUCAUGUCAAGGUAUAGAAUCAUUUCUUAUGUACUCUGUUCAUGAAGGAAUCAGGGGAAUACCUCUUGAACCAAGUGACAAAAUGGAUGCUUUGAUGCCUAUAUCAGGAACUUCAUUUGCCGUGGGAAUAGAUUUCCAUGCAGAAAAUGAUACCAUCUACUGGACAGACAUGGGCUUCAAUAAAAUUAGCAGAGCUAAAAGAGAUCAGACUUGGAAAGAAGAUAUCAUUACCAAUGGCUUGGGAAGAGUGGAAGGGAUAGCUGUUGACUGGAUUGCUGGUAACAUAUAUUGGACAGAUCAUGGUUUCAACUUAAUUGAAGUUGCAAGACUCAAUGGUUCUUUCCGUUAUGUAAUUAUUUCCCAAGGCCUGGAUCAACCAAGAUCUAUAGCUGUGCACCCAGAGAAAGGCCUCUUGUUCUGGACUGAAUGGGGACAAAUGCCCUGUAUUGGAAAGGCUCGCUUGGAUGGCUCAGAGAAGGUUGUCCUUGUAAGCAUGGGAAUAGCAUGGCCGAAUGGCAUCUCCAUCGACUAUGAGGAAAAUAAAUUGUACUGGUGUGAUGCUCGCACAGACAAGAUAGAGAGAAUCGACCUUGAGACUGGAGGGAAUCGCGAGAUGGUGCUGUCAGGAAGCAAUGUGGAUAUGUUUUCAGUUGCAGUCUUUGGGGCUUACAUCUACUGGUCUGACAGAGCACAUGCAAACGGGUCUGUCAGAAGGGGCCACAAGAAUGAUGCCACAGAAACGAUAACCAUGAGAACCGGCCUUGGAGUCAACCUGAAGGAGGUUAAAAUAUUUAACCGAGUAAGAGAGAAAGGGACCAAUGUUUGUGCCAGGGACAAUGGUGGCUGUAAGCAACUCUGUCUUUAUCGAGGAAAUUCCCGGAGAACUUGUGCUUGUGCCCAUGGAUAUUUGGCAGAAGAUGGAGUUACUUGCCUGAGGCAUGAAGGCUAUUUACUGUAUUCAGGAAGAACAAUAUUAAAAAGUAUACAUCUUUCUGAUGAAACCAAUUUAAAUUCCCCAAUAAGGCCAUAUGAGAAUCCACGUUAUUUCAAGAAUGUCAUAGCCUUGGCUUUUGACUAUAAUCAAAGAAGAAAAGGUACCAACCGAAUCUUUUACAGUGAUGCACACUUUGGAAAUAUACAGCUUAUUAAAGACAACUGGGAAGACAGACAAGUAAUUGUUGAAAAUGUGGGUUCUGUGGAAGGACUUGCCUAUCACAGAGCCUGGGAUACACUGUACUGGACAAGCUCUACCACCUCAUCCAUCACCAGACACACUGUGGACCAGACUCGGCCUGGAGCAUUUGACAGGGAAGCUGUCAUCACCAUGUCAGAAGAUGACCAUCCACAUGUGCUAGCCUUGGAUGAAUGUCAAAAUUUAAUGUUUUGGACCAACUGGAAUGAACAACAUCCAAGUAUCAUGAGAUCUACUCUGACUGGGAAAAAUGCUCAAGUGGUGGUCAGUACAGACAUACUCACUCCAAAUGGACUUACUAUCGACUACCGUGCAGAGAAGCUGUAUUUCUCAGAUGGCAGUCUAGGAAAAAUUGAAAGGUGUGAAUACGAUGGAUCCCAGAGACAUGUGAUAGUUAAAUCUGGGCCAGGGACUUUCCUCAGUUUGGCUGUUUAUGACAAUUAUAUAUUCUGGUCGGACUGGGGAAGAAGAGCUAUACUGCGGUCCAACAAGUACACAGGAGGAGAUACAAAAAUUCUUCGUUCCGAUAUUCCACAUCAGCCAAUGGGAAUCAUAGCUGUUGCCAAUGACACCAAUAGCUGUGAACUUUCUCCAUGUGCAUUAUUGAAUGGAGGCUGCCAUGACUUGUGCCUUUUAACUCCCAAUGGGAGAGUGAAUUGUUCCUGCAGAGGGGACCGAAUAUUGCUAGAGGACAACAGAUGUGUGACUAAAAAUUCCUCCUGCAACGCUUAUUCGGAGUUUGAAUGUGGAAAUGGUGAGUGCAUUGACUACCAGCUCACCUGUGAUGGCAUUCCUCACUGUAAAGAUAAAUCAGAUGAAAAACUGCUCUACUGUGAAAACAGAAGCUGUCGAAGAGGCUUCAAGCCAUGCUAUAAUCGCCGCUGCAUUCCUCAUGGCAAGUUAUGUGAUGGAGAAAAUGACUGCGGAGACAACUCUGAUGAAUUAGAUUGUAAAGUUUCAACCUGUGCCACGGUUGAGUUCCGCUGUGCAGAUGGGACUUGUAUUCCAAGAUCAGCACGAUGCAACCAGAACAUAGAUUGUGCAGAUGCUUCAGAUGAAAAGAACUGCAAUAACACAGACUGCACACAUUUCUAUAAGCUUGGAGUGAAAACCACAGGGUUCAUAAGAUGUAAUUCUACCUCACUGUGUGUUCUGCCAACCUGGAUAUGCGACGGGUCUAAUGACUGUGGAGACUAUUCAGAUGAAUUAAAGUGCCCAGUUCAAAACAAACACAAAUGUGAAGAAAAUUAUUUUAGUUGUCCUAGUGGAAGAUGCAUUUUGAAUACCUGGAUAUGCGAUGGUCAGAAAGAUUGUGAGGAUGGACGUGAUGAAUUCCACUGUGAUUCUUCUUGCUCUUGGAACCAAUUUGCUUGUUCCGCACAAAAAUGUAUUUCUAAGCAUUGGAUUUGUGAUGGAGAAGAUGACUGUGGGGAUGGGUUAGAUGAAAGUGACAGCAUUUGUGGUGCCAUAACCUGUGCUGCUGACAUGUUCAGCUGCCAGGGCUCUCGUGCCUGCGUGCCCCGACAUUGGCUUUGUGAUGGUGAAAGGGACUGUCCAGAUGGAAGCGAUGAGCUUUCCACAGCAGGCUGCGCUCCCAAUAAUACAUGUGAUGAAAAUGCUUUCAUGUGCCAUAAUAAAGUAUGCAUUCCCAAGCAAUUUGUUUGUGACCAUGAUGACGACUGUGGAGAUGGCUCUGAUGAGUCACCGCAGUGUGGAUAUCGACAGUGUGGUACAGAAGAAUUUAGUUGUGCUGAUGGGCGGUGUCUUCUAAAUACUCAAUGGCAGUGUGAUGGAGACUUUGACUGUCCUGACCAUUCUGAUGAAGCACCUUUAAACCCAAAGUGUAAAAGUGCAGAACAGUCAUGCAACAGUUCAUUUUUUAUGUGCAAAAAUGGCAGGUGCAUUCCCAGUGGAGGUCUUUGCGACAAUAAGGAUGACUGUGGCGAUGGUUCAGAUGAGAGAAACUGCCAUAUAAAUGAAUGUUUGAGUAAGAAAGUCAGUGGAUGUUCUCAAGACUGUCAAGACCUUCCGGUCAGUUAUAAGUGCAAAUGCUGGCCUGGAUUCCAACUGAAGGAUGACGGCAAAACAUGUGUAGACAUUGAUGAAUGCUCUUCAGGCUUUCCCUGUAGCCAGCAAUGCAUCAAUACAUACGGGACUUACAAGUGCCUCUGUACAGAUGGGUAUGAAAUACAACCUGAUAACCCAAAUGGCUGCAAAUCGCUCUCAGAUGAAGAACCUUUUUUAAUUCUUGCUGAUCAUCAUGAGAUAAGGAAAAUUAGCACUGAUGGCUCCAACUACACACUUUUAAAACAGGGAUUAAACAAUGUUAUUGCUAUAGACUUUGAUUACAGAGAAGAAUUCAUCUAUUGGAUCGAUUCUAGCCGACCCAAUGGCAGUCGCAUAAAUAGAAUGUGUUUAAAUGGAAGUGACAUUAAGGUAGUUCAUAACACAGCGGUCCCCAAUGCACUUGCUGUCGAUUGGAUUGGAAAAAACCUCUAUUGGUCUGACACAGAAAAAAGAAUCAUUGAAGUAUCCAAACUCAAUGGCUUGUACCCUACUAUACUCGUUAGCAAAAGGCUGAAGUUUCCCAGAGACUUGUCUUUAGAUCCUCAAGCUGGAUAUUUGUAUUGGAUUGACUGCUGCGAGUAUCCUCAUAUUGGCCGUGUUGGAAUGGAUGGAACCAAUCAGAGUGUUGUCAUAGAAACCAAGAUUUCUAGACCUAUGGCACUAACAAUAGAUUAUGUUAAUCGUAGACUCUACUGGGCCGAUGAAAAUCACAUUGAAUUUAGCAACAUGGAUGGAUCUCAUAGACACAAAGUCCCUAAUCAAGAUAUUCCAGGGGUGAUUGCACUAACAUUGUUUGAAGACUACAUCUACUGGACUGAUGGGAAAACCAAGUCACUCAGCCGUGCCCAUAAAACAUCGGGAGCAGACAGACUCUCACUGAUUUACUCAUGGCAUGCCAUCACAGAUAUCCAGGUGUAUCAUUCUUAUAGACAACCUGAUGUCUCCAAACAUCUCUGCAUGAUAAAUAAUGGUGGUUGCAGUCAUUUGUGCCUUUUAGCCCCUGGAAAAACCCACACUUGUGCAUGUCCCACUAACUUCUAUCUGGCAGCUGAUAAUAGGACUUGCUUAUCCAACUGCACAGCCAGCCAGUUUCGUUGCAAAACUGACAAAUGUAUUCCAUUCUGGUGGAAAUGUGACACCGUGGAUGACUGUGGUGAUGGAUCUGAUGAACCUGAUGACUGUCCUGAAUUUAGAUGUCAGCCAGGCCGAUUUCAGUGUGGGACUGGACUCUGUGCUCUACCAGCUUUCAUCUGUGAUGGAGAGAAUGAUUGUGGAGACAAUUCUGAUGAACUCAACUGUGACACACAUGUCUGCCUGUCAGGUCAAUUCAAAUGUACCAAGAACCAGAAAUGUAUCCCAGUAAACUUAAGAUGUAAUGGGCAAGAUGACUGUGGUGAUGAGGAAGAUGAAAGAGACUGUCCUGAAAACAGCUGUUCUCCAGACUAUUUCCAGUGUAAGACUACGAAGCAUUGCAUUUCCAAGCUGUGGGUUUGUGACGAGGAUCCAGACUGUGCAGAUGCAUCAGACGAGGCCAACUGCGAUAAAAAGACUUGUGGACCUCAUGAAUUCCAGUGUAAAAACAACAACUGUAUUCCCGAUCACUGGCGGUGUGAUAGCCAAAAUGACUGCAGUGAUAAUUCAGAUGAAGAAAACUGUAAGCCACAGACAUGUACAUUGAAAGAUUUCCUCUGUGCCAAUGGGGACUGUGUUUCUUCAAGGUUUUGGUGUGAUGGAGAUUUUGACUGUGCAGAUGGCUCUGAUGAGAGAAAUUGUGAGACAAGUUGUUCCAAAGAUCAGUUCCGGUGUUCCAAUGGUCAGUGUAUACCAGCAAAAUGGAAAUGUGAUGGCCAUGAAGACUGCAAAUAUGGGGAAGAUGAGAAAAGCUGUGAGCCAGCUUCUCCUACUUGCUCAUCACGUGAAUAUAUAUGUGCCAGUGAUGGAUGUAUUUCAGCAUCUUUGAAAUGUAAUGGAGAAUAUGAUUGUGCUGAUGGUUCAGAUGAGAUGGACUGUGUGACUGAAUGUAAGGAAGAUCAGUUUCGGUGCAAAAAUAAAGCCCACUGUAUUCCAAUUAGAUGGCUGUGUGAUGGAAUUCAUGACUGUGUGGAUGGCAGUGAUGAAGAGAACUGUGAAAGAGGAGGAAAUAUAUGUAGAGCUGAUGAGUUCCUUUGCAAUAAUUCUCUCUGCAAACUACAUUUCUGGGUGUGUGAUGGAGAGGACGACUGUGGAGACAACUCUGAUGAAGCCCCUGAUAUGUGUGUCAAAUUUCUUUGUCCAUCCACGAGACCUCACAGAUGCAGAAAUAACAGAAUAUGCCUACAGUCGGAGCAAAUGUGCAAUGGGAUUGAUGAAUGCGGUGACAAUUCAGAUGAAGAUCACUGUGGUGGUAAGCUGACAUAUAAAGCAAGGCCUUGUAAAAAGGAUGAGUUUGCUUGUAGUAAUAAAAAAUGCAUCCCUAUGGAUCUCCAGUGUGAUCGACUUGAUGACUGCGGAGAUGGUUCAGAUGAGCAAGGAUGCAGAAUAGCUCCUACUGAAUAUACCUGUGAAGAUAAUGUGAAUCCAUGUGGAGAUGAUGCAUAUUGUAAUCAAAUAAAAACAUCUGUUUUCUGUCGCUGUAAGCCUGGAUUUCAGAGAAACAUGAAAAACAGACAAUGUGAAGACCUUAAUGAAUGUUUGGUGUUUGGCACAUGUUCCCAUCAAUGUAUAAAUGUGGAAGGAUCAUAUAAAUGUGUGUGUGACCAGAAUUUUCAAGAAAGAAAUAACACCUGCAUAGCAGAAGGCUCUGAAGAUCAAGUUCUCUACAUUGCUAAUGACACUGAUAUCCUGGGUUUUAUAUAUCCAUUCAACUACAGUGGCGAUCAUCAACAAAUUUCUCAUAUUGAACAUAAUUCAAGAAUAACAGGGAUGGAUGUAUAUUAUCAAAGAGAUAUGAUUAUUUGGAGUACUCAGUUUAAUCCAGGCGGAAUUUUCUACAAAAGGAUCCAUGGCAGAGAAAAAAGGCAAGCAAACAGUGGCUUGAUUUGUCCUGAAUUUAAAAGGCCCAGGGACAUUGCAGUUGACUGGGUGGCUGGAAACAUUUACUGGACUGAUCAUUCUAGAAUGCAUUGGUUCAGUUACUACACUACUCACUGGACCAGUCUGAGGUACUCUAUCAACGUAGGGCAGCUGAAUGGCCCCAACUGCACCAGACUCUUAACAAAUAUGGCUGGAGAACCCUAUGCUAUUGCAGUAAAUCCUAAAAGAGGGAUGAUGUACUGGACUGUUGUUGGGGAUCAUUCCCAUAUAGAAGAAGCAGCCAUGGAUGGUACACUGAGAAGGAUUUUAGUACAAAAGAACUUACAGAGACCCACAGGUUUGGCUGUGGAUUAUUUUAGUGAACGCAUAUAUUGGGCUGACUUUGAGCUCUCCAUCAUUGGCAGUGUUCUGUAUGAUGGCUCUAAUUCAGUAGUCUCUGUCAGCAGCAAACAAGGUUUAUUACAUCCACAUAGGAUCGAUAUCUUUGAAGAUUAUAUAUAUGGAGCAGGACCUAAAAAUGGUGUAUUUCGAGUUCAAAAAUUUGGCCAUGGUUCAGUAGAGUACUUAGCUUUAAAUAUUGAUAAAACAAAAGGUGUUUUGAUAUCUCAUCGUUAUAAACAACUAGAUUUACCCAAUCCAUGCUUGGAUUUAGCAUGCGAAUUUCUUUGCUUGCUAAAUCCUUCUGGGGCCACUUGUGUGUGUCCAGAAGGAAAAUAUUUGAUUAAUGGCACCUGCAAUGAUGACAGCCUGUUAGAUGAUUCAUGUAAGUUAACUUGUGAAAAUGGAGGAAGAUGCAUUUUAAAUGAGAAAGGUGAUUUGAGGUGUCACUGUUGGCCCAGUUAUUCAGGAGAAAGAUGUGAAGUCAACCACUGUAGCAACUACUGCCAGAAUGGAGGAACUUGCGUACCAUCAGUUCUAGGGAGACCCACCUGCAGCUGUGCACUGGGUUUCACUGGGCCAAACUGUGGUAAGACAGUCUGUGAGGAUUUUUGUCAAAAUGGAGGAACCUGCAUUGUGACUGCUGGAAACCAGCCUUACUGCCACUGCCAGCCGGAAUACACCGGAGACAGAUGUCAGUACUACGUGUGCCACCACUAUUGUGUGAAUUCUGAAUCAUGUACCAUUGGGGAUGAUGGAAGUGUUGAAUGUGUCUGUCCAACGCGCUAUGAAGGACCAAAAUGUGAGGUUGACAAGUGUGUAAGGUGCCAUGGGGGGCACUGCAUUAUAAAUAAAGACAGUGAAGAUAUAUUUUGCAACUGCACUAAUGGAAAGAUUGCCUCUAGCUGUCAGUUAUGUGAUGGCUACUGUUACAAUGGUGGCACAUGCCAGCUGGACCCCGAGACAAAUGUACCUGUGUGUCUAUGCUCCACCAACUGGUCAGGCACACAGUGUGAAAGGCCAGCCCCAAAGAGCAGCAAGUCUGAUCAUAUCAGCACAAGAAGCAUUGCCAUCAUUGUGCCUCUCGUCCUCUUGGUGACUUUGAUAACCACCUUAGUAAUUGGUUUAGUGCUUUGUAAAAGAAAAAGAAGGACAAAAACAAUUAGAAGACAACCUAUUAUCAAUGGAGGAAUAAAUGUAGAAAUUGGCAAUCCAUCUUAUAACAUGUAUGAGGUAGAUCAUGAUCACAACGAUGGAGGUCUUUUAGAUCCUGGCUUUAUGAUAGACCCAACAAAGGCCAGGUACAUAGGGGGAGGACCCAGUGCUUUCAAGCUUCCACACACAGCGCCGCCCAUCUACCUAAACUCUGAUUUGAAAGGACCACUAACUGCUGGGCCAACAAAUUACUCCAAUCCGGUAUAUGCAAAAUUAUAUAUGGAUGGGCAAAACUGUCGAAACUCCUUAGGAAGUGUUGAUGAAAGGAAAGAACUGCUUCCAAAGAAAAUAGAAAUUGGUAUAAGAGAGACAGUGGCAUAAUCAGUGAUAUCUUUUAUAUGCUGUAUAAAUGUAUAAAAUAUAAGGAUUACUUUUGUAUGUUCCAACAGUAUUAUACUUGUUUUGGCAUCAGCAUUACCUCUUUCUUUAUCUUUUUCCUGGUUAAUUGUUUUCUGAGUUUUUUGGGUUUUAUUUUUUGCUGAUGACUAUUGAUUGACCAUUUGUAUGGUAUUUUUAUGAAAAAGAACUGCACUACAGUACAAUUUACAACAAUGCUGCUGAUAUGACACACCUUUGAAUUUGUUAAAAUUAAAAACAACGUAUUCCUUUGUAGUGUGAAUAUGAGCAAUCUAUUUUAUAUGAACUUUUUUGGUUGUACUUAAUCAACGAGGAGAAUCUCUGCACUUUUCCAUUAUACGGUUUGAAGGCUGUAAUACAGUGUCAUAUUAUUUUUCUGUUUAAAUUGAUGGAAAAAUGAUUGAAUGGUCAACUCUCUUCUUUGUGCCCAUAAAGAUCGAUUCAGACUCUGCUGAAAAUAUAUAGCUCUCACAAGUUCAGCAUCACCUGCUUUGAAAUUAGCCUUAGAUUGCCAACCAAUAGAUGAGAAUUUUGAGGAAAAAAAUUAAAAAUAUGUAAAAUUAAUAAUUUGCAUGAACACAGAUGACUACAUUUUCCAAAACUUAGUGGACUCUAUGUGAUGUACUAAAUGUAUACACCUUGUAAGCAAUAGUUAUAUUUAGGUGGUAGAACAUAGCAAAAAUAUAACCGAAAGUUGGCCGACUGCACUUGCUAUGGAAUAAGACCUUUUAUUCUCCCUCAGUCUCGAGAUAAAUAGCCAGCCUAGAGCACAACAGGGCAUUGGGUACUUGCAUCUUAGGUAUUUCUUCCCAGUCACAUCCAUUUUGUGGAAGAUUAACCCAACCCCUUACACUACACUGAACACUAAAGAAUAAUAUAUAAGCACACAAAUUGGUGACAGAAUUUCAAUUACGUGAACGCAUCCUCUUUGCUAGGUCAAAAAACAAAGGGCAAAGCAGACAUUUUAGUAUACAGAGUGAUUGGCAAAUAUUUUCAAGAUUUAAUAUGAGCAACCCAUUAUUUGCCCUAUCCAAAAUAUAUUCAAGGGCCUUCCAAGUUGUAGAAGAACAAUGAUCUUCCCAUAAUCAAAAGUGGAGAGUCGAAAUGCUGUGCCAGUUGCUCUGGUAUUCAGGUUUCUCUGGGUUUUACAGAACGCAUGGACCCCAUUCACGUUUGGUUUGUUUAUCUUCAAAUUUGAGUUGAAACGAGUGCGAUUUAUUUAAGUUGUAUAUAAAAAUAAAAGGAUAGCAUUUUUAUACAAAUAUCUUUAAAGGCACAAAAGAUUUAUUCACAAGUUUUGGAGGGCUUUUUGUUCCUCUGAUAGACAUGACUGACUUUUAGCUGUCAUAAUGUAUUAACCUAACAGAUGAAAUAUGUUAAAUAUGUGGUUGCUCUUUAUCCCUUUGUACAAGCAUUAAAAAAACUGCUGUUUUAUAAGAAGACUUUUUGUUGUACUAUGUGCAUGCAUACUACCUAUUUCUAAACUUUGCCAUAUUGAGGCCUUUAUAAACUAUUGAUUUAUGUAAUACUAGUGCAAUUUUGCUUGAACAAUGUUAUGCAUAUCAUAAACUUUUUCAGGUUCUUGUUUAAGUACAUUUUUUAAAUUGAACAGUAUUUUUCAUUUUGGUUAUAAUAUAGUCAUUUUGCCUAUGUUUCUACAAUGAAGUGUUAAAUACUUUAUAAAAAAUUGUUGACUGACUUAUUUAAAUGAAAUUCUACAUAUUUAA
This is a messenger RNA of Homo sapiens (human), 22070 nucleotides long. It is a transcript of the gene LRP1B, whose product is annotated as LDL receptor related protein 1B. Lineage: Eukaryota; Metazoa; Chordata; Mammalia; Primates; Hominidae. The coding region runs from base 6898 to 20307 and encodes 4469 amino acids. Gene Ontology annotation, molecular function: calcium ion binding. The record is from RefSeq and is a predicted model, not a curated record. Gene Ontology annotation, biological process: receptor-mediated endocytosis. Gene Ontology annotation, cellular component: membrane. The transcript has 91 exons.